GCUAAAUUGGUCAAUAGCAAUUUAUAGAUCAGAGACAGAUUGUUGUGCAUUCAUGUCCGAUGUGUGUCUUCAUUUUACUUUGGAGUGCCACAGCUUUAACAGAUGCAGACAGUUCAGCCCAGAAACCCUCAGGAUGUUUUUGACACAUAAGAAAAUCAUCAGAAAACUGAGAUAAUGCCCACCACUAAAGUAAUAAAAUAAUAAAAAAAGUCAGACAAGUACUCCUUUAUAUCAAUCCAGAGUAAAGAGGUGUAUCUCAAGAAAGGCAGAGGGGAACUGCAGGGACUUGGAUCAGGUUGAUUUUCCUCAGUUGUCCAGUAGAGACGCCCCCUAGUGUUCAGAUUGUCCCACAGUUUCGUUUCACAGGAAACCUUCAUGACGUGGAGACUGCUCACAACAGAGUAAACAGCAGACAGGAGAGCAGAGAAAAAGCCAUGGACCCCUUGACAGCUGCAGCAAUUGGAGCAGGUGCCGUAGUGGCUGUGAUGGCGGCCCCUGUUGUUCUGGGGGUCGCAGGUUUCACCGCAGCUGGAGUGGCAGCAGGCUCCACGGCUGCUAGUAUGAUGUCGGCUGCUGCAGUGGCUAACGGAGGUGCCGUGGCAGCAGGAAGUGCAGUGGCUGUUCUUCAAUCCGCAGUGACAGCUGCAGCAAUUGGAGCAGGUGCAGCGGGGACUGUGAUGGCGGCCCCACUUGUUCUGGGGCUCGUAGGUUUCACCUCAGCUGGAAUUGCAGCAGGCUCACUGGCUGCUAGUAUGAUGUCAGCUUCUGCAGUGGCUAGCGGAGGUGGAGUGGUAGCUGGAGGUGCAGUGGCUGUUCUUCAAUCAAUAGGUGCUGUUGGUCUGUCGGGGGGCGCUGCAGCUGCGAGCGGCGGGGUGGGGUUGUUGUUAGGCCUCCUUAUAUGAAUAUUAAUAAUAAUAAUAUAAUAAUAUCUGAAUAAUCAACAAUUGGUUAUCCUGUUACUCUAAUGAAGCAAGUGAUGAAGCAGCAUGUUUAUGUUCUGAAAUGUUUGGAUAGUUGUCUGGUUUGCAGUUACCUGACAUGAUGUUUCAUUGUUUGAAUCUUACAUCUCAGAAAAUAAAAGCAACCGUGUUAAAACACA
Messenger RNA from Limanda limanda (common dab), 1099 nucleotides. RefSeq names its product interferon alpha-inducible protein 27-like protein 2B. The record is from RefSeq and is a predicted model, not a curated record. NCBI's taxonomy places the organism in Eukaryota, Metazoa, Chordata, Actinopteri, Pleuronectiformes, Pleuronectidae. The coding region runs from base 435 to 902 and encodes 155 amino acids. Gene Ontology annotation, cellular component: membrane; mitochondrion. Gene Ontology annotation, biological process: apoptotic signaling pathway. The transcript has 6 exons.